CUAAAGGUUAAUGCACUUCAAACCUGAAUAGCGUCUACUAUGAGCAGGCAUGCGAGCAGGCAACCAGAAGCGACGCGAAAUUUGCAUAUUUACCGAAUGCGGUGCGGAUGUGGCUGUCGCGGCGGCCAAUUUGCAGAAACUGCGCCUAACCCCACCCCGCCACGACUCGCACCGACCCGGCCCAAGCCAAGCUCCCCCGCCCACUGUCAAUCAUCUUCACAAGCGAUUUGUCAGCAUCCUGACGCUAAUAAUCCGCAACAACGCGCCCAGGAUCAUCAUGAUUUUUUACAACUUUUCAUUUUCGCGCUUGAGCUGCUUUAACUGCCGACAGACGACGGCGGAUUUGACUUGGAAUUUUUGUGGGCCGAGUCAGCCACAGGAUUUGGCCAUACAAAAUAAUGGGCGUGGCAGGCAUAUGUGCCGCGGCUGAGCCCAUAGCCGGGCAACUAUUC
Drosophila novamexicana is the source of this 452-nucleotide messenger RNA. RefSeq lists its product as uncharacterized. The coding region runs from base 50 to 430 and encodes 126 amino acids. The record is from RefSeq and is a predicted model, not a curated record. NCBI's taxonomy places the organism in Eukaryota, Metazoa, Arthropoda, Insecta, Diptera, Drosophilidae. The transcript has 2 exons.